AUGGCCUUCAACAGUACUUCGGGCUUCGACGAACGGACCCAGCUUCUCCCUCACAUCGUCGAUCAUUAUGCCAGAGGGAAACCCGACGCCAUCUACGCCGAAUACCCUAUAUCUCCCGCAAGCUACAAGGACGGCUAUCGACCGAUAACGUUCAAAGCAUUUGCAAAUGCAAUCAAUGGAAUUGCCUGGUGGCUAGUCGAGCAGUUAGGUCCUGGGAACGGCGCGAUUCUCGCAUAUCUCGGACCGAAUGAUCUGCGUUACCCCGCACUGGUGUUGGGUGCUGUGAAGGCGGGAUAUUGUAUGUUUUUUACAUCGCCGCGCAAUAGCGUUGCCGCGCAUAGUAGCCUUCUUGACCGGCUGAACUGCACCAAGUUUCUGGCCCCCGUUCCUCGACCCCCGCCAGUUGCGGCCAUACUAGAGGCCAAUACGGUAGGCGUUCUUGAUGUCCCUAGUGUCGAUACUCUGCUUGACAGAGACUAUCCGGAUUUCGAGUUCCCAAAGACCUAUGCAGAAGCCGCCAGUGAGACAUUAGCAGUGAUUCACACAUCCGGCUCGACAGGAAUCCCAAAGCCAAUCUUUUGGACGCACAAAGGUGCCUGCACACACAUGCGUACGACCGACUUGGAUCCCCCGGACGGCUUUGAGAGCCACAGCAGAUUCCCGUUUGGAAAGAGGAUGUUUCUCGUUCCACCUCCCUUUCACGCAGCCGGUCUGGCCUACUCGCUCUUCAUAAGUAUCCCGUUUGGAACGACGAUCAUUUUUCCUGCAUCUGGGGGUCUUCCUACGGCGUCCGGGCUGGUGGAGGCGAGGAAAAGGACCCAGAUUGAUACCCUGUUGGGUGUUCCCUCUAUCAUUGAAGAACUCUCCCAAGACGGAGAGCUUCUUGAUUACUGCAGCACGCACCUGGAACGCUUGAUGUAUUGCGGGGGCGACCUACCGCAAUCCAUCGGCGAUACUGUCGCUUCAAAGAUUCCUCUCCUCAAUGCAUAUGGCGCCUCUGAAGUCGGGAUGCUCAAUACAAUCCAGGCUAAAACUAACGGGGAUCGACUUGAAGAUUGGCGCUAUCUGCAUAUCCACCCUUGGAUGGGCGCCGAAAUGCGCGACGUUGCCCACGAAGAAUACGAGCUCGUCCUGGUCCGUAAGCCAGACACCGAGGCUCACCAGUUCGUCUUUACCGUGUUUCCAGAUAAGCAGGAAUACCACACGAACGAUCUCUUCGUCCGGCAUCCUGAUCCCACCAAGCGGGACCUUUGGCGCUGGACCGCGCGCGCCGACGACGUGAUCGUCUUCCUGAACGGGGAGAAGACGAAUCCAAUCUCUAUGGAGCAACACAUCUCUGCAUCGAACCCUGAAGUCAGUGCGGUAUUGGUGGCUGGGGCGCGCCGGUUCCAGGCUUCCCUGCUGGUGGAACUGCGCGACCAGGAGAAGGAACUCGAUGUGACUGAACGCGGCGCGAUGGUUGAGAAGCUCUGGCCGAGUAUCGAAGCGGCGAAUGCUGUGUGCCCUGCUCAUGCGCGUAUUGCAAAGACACAUAUCUUGUUUACUAAGCCCGGUAAACCGAUGCUUCGCGCUGGAAAGGGAACGGUUCAGCGAGCCGGGACACUCGCUCUAUACAAGGCAGAGCUAGAUACUCUAUACGCCGAUGCAGACAAGCUGGCGCAGGUUGACAGCGAGUACGCGGGUCCCGGCCGCGUCAACGACCCUCAGGUAAUCAGGGACUAUAUCCGGCAGACGACAAUGGCAAGCACUGGCUGGAGCGAAGACAAGUUCAAAACCGACUCUGUCAACUGGUUCCAUCUGGGUCUGGAUUCACUCCAGGCGAUCAGCGCCACACGGACACUGAGGUCAGGGUUUGGCCUACCGGAACUGAGUCCCAGUGUGAUAUAUCUGCAUCCAUCCGUGGAUGAGCUUACUAAAGCUGUGCUGCGCAUGCAGCAACAGGAGGAGGAAUCGGCAGAGGCCGCAAAGAGGGAGCAGUUGCAACAGCGUGACCAGCUACUGCAGGAGCUCUCUGCGAAACUUCAACCCUGUGUAUCUAGAACCCAACCACCGGCGGUCGACACCCAUACCGUCAUUCUCACCGGCUCCACUGGUAACCUGGGCACGUAUCUCCUCAAUGCCCUUGUCAAGCACCCAUCCGUUGCACACAUCUACUGCCUCAACCGAAAGGCCGAAGCCAUCGAUGUGCAACGCCAAAAAUGCGAAGCAUAUUCCUUGAGUAUCGAUCUAUCACGUGUCACCUUCUGGGCAACAGAUCUCUCCCAGCCAGACUUUGGCCUUCAGCCAGACCUAUUCGAUACACUCCAACAGUCUGCCACGCUGAUCAUCCACAACGCAUGGGCCGUCAACUUCAACUUGUCCCUGCCGUCUUUUCGACCAAACCUCGACGGUGUAGUCAACCUGAUCAAUUUCUGCGCGGAAUCGUUAAACGCACCGCAUCUGUUUUUCAUCUCGUCAAUAAGCUCCACGAUGGGCCACCGCACAACCAGCGGGUUGACACCCGAAGCCGUUAUCCGGACUACGGUGCCCGCGCCAAAUGGGUACGCGGAUAGCAAGUACCUGGCUGAACGGCUGCUGGAUCCGGCCACGCGGCAGGGGAGCUUGGUGCAUGCCUCGUUUGCUCGCGUGGGCCAGGUUGCCGGCGCACUGCGCUCACCAGGGUUAUGGAAUAAGGCAGAAUGGCUCCCGAGCCUUGUUAUCAGCUCCCUGCAUGUGGGUGCGCUGCCGGAUACGCUUGGUCUGGCGUUGGAUCGUGUGGAUUGGAUGCCGAUUGAUCUGCUCGCCGAAGUGUUGGUUGAUCUCGCGGUAAGGGAGCGCAGAGCAGUCAGCGACUCAGAAUUGGAUUCGGCAUCCGUUAAUGUUUAUCACCCGGUAAACCUACAUCCGCUAAGCUGGGCGGAUAUCCGGAUGAUGGUCGCAGACGCGCUGCUCAAGACAACAGGGAAAAGAGUAGAGAUUAUACCUUUCCAAGAGUGGCUCCAGCGCGUGCGCGAGGAUAUUGAGAAGUCACAUACAUCUCCAAGGUUGAGUGAGAAUAACCUGCAAGGCGUUCUAGCGAAGAAUCCUGCGGCAAAACUCCUCGAGUUCUUCACCGCGAUCAUGUGCCAGACCGAGCGAGGCGACGUGCUAGAUACACAGGUCACUGCAAAAGCCAGUGAGAAGCUUCGCGCUGUUGAGGCGGUGCAGUCGGGGUGGAUUGAGAAGUGGGUUAGUGAAUGGUUCGCUGCUUGA
Aspergillus calidoustus is the source of this 3231-nucleotide messenger RNA. The record is from the annotation of a GenBank genome assembly. Lineage: Eukaryota; Fungi; Ascomycota; Eurotiomycetes; Eurotiales; Aspergillaceae.